AUGAAGACGUACGCGCGCUCGAACGUCAAGUGCGGUGGCCAGAAGGAGAGCGGGUGGCAGACGGCCGUGUUCAUGGUGGAGCCCGGUGCCACGCUCAAGAACGUGAUCAUCGGCAAGGACCAAAUGGAGGGCGUGCACUGCGAGCAGAACGGCUGCACGAUCCAGAACGUGUGGUGGGAGGACGUGUGCGAGGACGCGCUGAGCAUCAAGGGCGGCUCGGCCAGCAGCGUGACCAAGGUGAUCGGCGGUGGCGCGCGCUCGGCCGACGACAAGGUCAUCCAGCACAACGGCCUGGGCACGGUCUCCAUCGAGGGCUUCUACGCGCAGGACUUCGGCAAGCUCUACCGCUCGUGCGGCACGUGCGGCGACAAGUCUCGCAAGGUGAGCCUCACGAACGUGCUGGCCGUGAACGGCAAGGUGAGCCUCGUGACGGUGAACAAGAACUGGGGCGACCAGGCCACGCUCCAGAACAUCAAGAUCAAGGGCAAGAAGGUGGACUACUCCACCAGCACCAUCUCCUACGCAUAA
Molecule: messenger RNA, 528 nt
Organism: Phytophthora infestans T30-4
Lineage: Eukaryota; Oomycota; Peronosporomycetes; Peronosporales; Peronosporaceae
Product: polysaccharide lyase, putative
Exons: 2
Coding region: 1-528 (175 amino acids)
Biological process (GO): pectin catabolic process
Cellular component (GO): extracellular region
Molecular function (GO): pectate lyase activity
Source: RefSeq, a predicted model, not a curated record